This is a messenger RNA of Ornithodoros turicata, 718 nucleotides long. RefSeq names its product MICOS complex subunit MIC19-like (gene Chchd3). NCBI's taxonomy places the organism in Eukaryota, Metazoa, Arthropoda, Arachnida, Ixodida, Argasidae. Gene Ontology annotation, biological process: inner mitochondrial membrane organization. Bases 111 to 593 code for a protein of 160 amino acids. The record is from RefSeq and is a predicted model, not a curated record. Gene Ontology annotation, cellular component: MICOS complex. The transcript has 2 exons.
CUAUAACACGCUUCCAAAUGCUGCCCACAGGGGCACGUAGAGGAGAUUUUGGCCGGUUUUACAUGUGAUCUUUUACAUUGCCUUAAACACGGUGGGAUUAUCACCCGAGAAUGGGAUCAUCAGGCAGCACACGCAGGGUCACCAUCGUGAAUGAACAUUCACCCGAUGUCAUCAAGAUAUCCGACGCUGUGGCGAAACGACUCAAAGGAGACACGGAACCAAUAACCAGCUCUGCAUCUCGUACAGAGGUUAGUCGUCCCUACGACAGCCGCGCUGGGGACAGUCUGGAAGCUCGAAGGCUCCAUUAUGAAGACAUCCGAAAAGUGGACAGCGUUUGGAAAGAACGGUUAGAUGAAGUUGAAAGACAGAAUCAAGAGCUUUACAAGCUGGCCACGGACAAGUUCGCCGGCGCUGUAGACGAAGUUGGAACGAAGUAUGUGAAGCACAAGUGUGUUCCCGUGUGUGAGGCUGCCCAGAAGAAGGUCCUAGAGUGCUAUGAAAGGAAUCAGAAACAGCCGCUGAAUUGUUCCAAGCUCGUGGAUGCCUUUACACGCUGCGUUCACCAGGCACGAAAGGACAUCAUAGCACAGUAGGCUGGGUUGUGUUCAAAUAAGUCAGGGAUUGGUACUUUGCUCGCGUGUUAGGUUGGAGAUAGCACUCUAGAUGCUUUUGUAAUAUUUCAAGCACGGGAAAAAUAAACUGUUCUGUUCACAGUUGA